Messenger RNA from Microsporum canis CBS 113480, 1629 nucleotides. RefSeq names its product fatty-acid amide hydrolase. The record is from RefSeq and is a predicted model, not a curated record. The transcript is spliced from 6 exons. NCBI's taxonomy places the organism in Eukaryota, Fungi, Ascomycota, Eurotiomycetes, Onygenales, Arthrodermataceae. Bases 1 to 1629 code for a protein of 542 amino acids.
AUGACAAAGACGCAGUGGCAGGCCAUCAGUGCCGCAAAGCAAGAGGCCUUGCUCGCCUCGAUUCCCCCGGAAUGGAUGAUUGAUGCAGACAUCCUGCCGCCAGACUCACAGCAAGACGUCUCAGCCUGGCCUGAAACCUCUGGAUGGUUCGGCAGGACAGAACUCGAAAUUACUUCUUCUCCAGCGGCCGUCAUCCUCGAGAAGACGACUUCAGGGGCCUGGACGGCCGAGUCGGUUGCUCGUGCGUUCUGCAAAAGGGCCGCCGCUGCUCACCAGCUUGAGAGAGAUAUCCGGACUAACGUGAUAUGCCAGACAAACUGUCUCUCAGAGAUUAUGUUCCUUGAGGCCAUCAAGACUGCUCAGGCCCUUGAUACCCAUCUCGCCACUACUGGCAAACCGUUGGGACCGCUACAUGGCCUCCCGGUCUCCAUAAAGGAUAACUUCAACAUCGUGGGUAAAGACUCCACGCUCGGGUUCACUGCUUGGGUCGGCCAGCCGGCGACGUAUAACAGUACCCUGGUCGAUCUGCUGAGGAAGGCUGGCGCUGUGCUCUAUGUUAAGACGAAUGUGCCUACGGCUAUGAUGAUUGCAGAGACGGUGAACAACGUCUUUGGUCGGACUACUAACCCCUUUAACCGCUUUACCUCGUCUGGAGGCUCGUCCGGUGGCGAGUCAGCCUUGAUCGCAUUUGGUGGAAGCCCCCUAGGUGUUGGAACUGAUAUUGGUGGUUCUCUGCGUAUACCCGCUGCUCUCACUGGUAUCUUCACCCUUAAACCUUCCUUUGGCCGUUUCCCCAACUUCCAGACCAAAUCGGGCCUCGCGGGACAAGAAUCUGUUACUAGCGUCAACGGGCCUAUGGCACGAGACUUACGCUCCAUCUCUAUCUGGGCGGAAGCGGUCGUCGGCUCUCAGCCCUGGAUGACCGAUCCCAAGUGUCUCCCUAUCCCCUGGAGACAAGUCGAGAUCAAGAGGAGUUUGAAAAUCGGCAUGCUGUGGAAUGAUGGCAUGGUCCGACCAACUCCUCCCGUCAGACGAGCUUUGAAAGAAACCGCAGAGAAGUUAAGGCUGGCAGGGCACGAAGUUGUCGAUUGGACACCGAUAGGUCAUGCGCAAGCUGCUGAUAUCCUGGACCGUUUCUUCCUCUCUGAUGGCGGGAAAUCGGUUGAAAAGCUACUUGCCAUGUCUGAUGAGCCUAUUCGUCCAGAGAUGGAACGAUAUGGCCGUGCAGUCGACCAUGGCGUAUAUAACCUAUGGCAGCUCCACAAGGAGCGAAAUACACUGCAGAAGGACUACUUGGAUCGAUGGAACGCUUUAGACCUUGACGCCAUAUUAGCACCGUUUGCUGCUGUCGAACACUCUAAAUUCAGACACGUUGCUUACACAGGUGUAUUUAACAUUCUGGACUACCCCUGCAUAUCAUUUCCUUGCAAUGUGAUUGUUGACAAGGAGGUUGAUGUAUAUGCUGCUGGAGAGGUGCCAUUGAGCAAGGAGGACUCCUUGGUACAGAGUGAAUAUAUAGAUAACCCUGGUGUUAUCCACGGAAUGCCUGUCAGCCUUCAGCUAGUCGGGCGUCGUCUUGAAGAAGAGAAGGUAGUAAAGAUGUGUGAUGCCAUUUUACAGGCACUAUGA